CUUUCCCGUUCCUGCUCUUAGUUCGCGUUUGCUGCGGUGCGGUCUACGCUUAAUUUCGUCACUAUAGAUUUGUGAAUUCUACUCAAUAAAAUUGUGUUUUGAAGACUAUUCCGCCAUUGUAAUAAAAUUGUCUUUGUCAGUUGUAACGUGCAAGUGAUUUGUUACGUGGGUAUUGUUCUUAUUUGUAUACGUUUGUGCAACGGUCUGAAAGUUUUUUUACAGUGCAUCAUUUCCUGUUCUAUAUUGUACAGAAACAAGCAAUAGAAACGCGCCGAACGCUUUCGGGGUAAGCCUCGCAAUACGGCUCGUAGGAGCCGGCGAGGUGAACAAAGAAUGAAUUUAGUGAACUAUAAAGUGAAGUGUAAUUGUGUUAGUUAGUUUCAAUAAAUAGUGUUCAAGUGGGCGUUACAUCAUUUCAUAAUGAUUGAAUUUGGGAACCCGCCCUGACGCGAUCAGCGCCGGCGUCCGCGGCGGGCGGCGCUCGUGUCAUGGCCCCGGCGCUUACUGUAACUCCGCAAACGACACAUUACGACGUGGUCGACGAGACUGAAAUAUUAGCCCACCGAAGACGGGCCCUUGUGUCCGUCAAUAACCUCUCAACACACAUGGAGGAAGAUGAUAUGGGGCUGCAGAACCAGCCUAGUUUGGCGAAAGAUUCGCAGGAGAUGGAACAAAUCCUUGUGGAUCUGGGCAAUAGUGACUUAGUUCAAGCUGAUUUGCUUCAAGCUAUUAAAACUCUGGAAAGUGGGGGAGAUGUUUUGUCAACUGGUGAUCCAGAUGCUAUAUUUCCUCUAUCAAGCUUUGAUUUGCCUGAAACUGUUGAUUCAGAAGGUGAUGCAGCUGAGGAUAAAAUCAGACUUUUGCAGGCUAGGUUAGAACGAAGAUGUGCAUUUUUGUUAAGAAGGUUAAGAAUAUUGCAAGCUCGUUCUGUUGGAAAAAGAGUAGCUGAAGAAGUCACACAAACAUUUGAAAAAUGUACUCGAGGUGCAAGAAAAGAUGGUGGUGGACGACCAAUAGGUUUAAAAGCCUUUAUUAAAAGAGUAGAUACCACAUCUGGCCUACAAGCGAGUGCAGCAUCUAGGACUGUGGUUGGUCCAAAAUAUUAUAAUGCCAGUACUUCUAGAGGUGAUGCAACAAGAUCUGCAUCAUUAGGGGUUCCUUCAGGAACAUUAAAUGGCUUAGAGGAUACAGCUGGUAGUUUGCGUUUUCAUUUAUCAGUGGUGAAGCAACAAUUAGAUUCAGAUGCAACUGAGUCUUCAUCUGGAGCAGAGAGUAAUGAUGAGGCUGUUGUAUAUAAUAACCAACAUCAACAGCACAUGCCUAUUGAGAAAAGAGCAUUAUGGUCUUGGCAACGGACUCGUGCGUCAAUUGCAACACGUUGGUGCUGGCUACAGGCACAGAUUCAGGAGUUGGAAUAUAAAAUAAGACAGCACAGUGAUUUACAUAAGCAGGUCCGCGAGGCAAAGGGUCGUAUAGAAUUUGAAGGUGAACCAGUCGGUUACGAAGGGAGCCUCCCAGGGGAUGAUUCUCCCAGCACCUGCGCCAGAAUACGACCCUUGCGUCGGGAGACGUUUAAGAAACGAAAGUUAUUACAAAUGCACAAUCUGCAUCUUGCUACUACUAAAGCGGCUAAACCCAGUGAUGUUAAGUGCAGCUGCGUGUACCCAUUGGAGUCCUGCGCUGUAUGCACGGGCCGAGCCGAGUCUACUCAGCCGCAGCCGCCUUUCUCUACAUUGUCUCCUGCGCAGCGUCUAGCUCUCGUCGAUCCUAGCUACCAUCCUGCGCUUAGCACUAUAAAAGAUGUGCCGCCAUCCAUUCACAUGAGCGCGCUCACGUCUCGUCCGUGGUUCCGGUCCCGCAUCAAGUCCUAUCGUGGCGCGCAUAAUUCAUCUCUCACGAAACAAACAAUUCAAGCUUCGCAGCCGACACCGGCAACUUCAACGACUACCAAACGACAUCCUACCAGAUUGAAACGAGGCAGACCGCCGCUAUCCCGCAAAGUUAAAGAGCGUGAUCGUGACGACGAUACUUCGACAUCUGGACAAGAACGUGGGCGUGGUCGGGCAAGCACAGAAUCACGCGGCUGGAGGCGGCAGUCGUUCGAUAUCGAUAACAUCGUGAUACCUCAAAGCAUCGCUGCUAACACACGGCCUGAAAUACUCACGUAUAAGGAGAUUCUAACGCCUAAAUGGCGAAUAAUGGAUAUAUCAAGACCUAAAUUGAAUAAUGGGAUUAACAAUUCCAAUCGUAUGUCGGUAGACGGAAGUGAGGAAGAAGAUGUAUCUGAAAUGUCACUAUAUCAGCGACACGCCCGUGCUGAAACCCAAGAGAGGAACCGAUUUCUACGCAAACAGCGGUCGAGAAGGAAUAAUGCUGAACCCCCCGUAGACCCAGUACCUGUACAAAAUCAUAUACAGAAACCACAACCAAACAUAAUAAUACAAAACAACCAACAAAGCAGCGAGGCUGAGAACCCAUAUACACCACGGAAUUUCCCCCUACAAGACGAAGUUUACCAGGACAUGUUAUCUUUCAUGCCCGAGUCAUACCAGCCCAUCUGUAGUCCAUCUCCAAUUCCGUCACCCCAGGAAGAAGAAUUGGAAGAUUCCAGCACAUUAUCACCAGCAUCCCUACUUAUGUACGAAGGGGAUGACCCCGAUGAUGCAGAAUGGAAUCCGAGUGCGGAGAAAUCGGAGCGUAAGAAAAGUAUACUAAAGUAAUUCUCGACUUGCUUCAGUUUCUAAGGAUCCGAAACAAAUCCAUUUGAGCAAUUAAGCUAUAAGCUUGUUUUGAGCGUGCUGUUUUGGUUGUUUUAAGAGGUAUCUGAACUUGUUUUACACAACAGUAGUUUAAAGUAAAAAUCUUUUAAAACCUGGUGUAGAAUUAGUGGUCACACCUAUUUUGGGUUUAUCGGAAAGUACAAAGUAGUCUGUCAAUGGCAUUAACUAUCAAAAUUACUAAGUUGGUUCUAGAUAAAAAUUUGUUACUUUAUAUAUAAUUAAAAAUAGGUUCUCGCGGUAUUUUAUUGAUUUUAUUUGAUUAAUUAGAGGUCUGAUAAAUUUUAAUUAACAUUUUGGUGGAUGACAUGUUAAGCUUAUGGCACUUAGUUACAAAUGUUAUGUACACAUAUUCCUGGUUUGCUUCCAGGGUCUUAUUUCUUGUCUUUUAUAAAUGAUUUAGUUUAACAAGCUAUAUAUAAAUUUAAAAAAAAGUAUUGUGACUUUUCAUCUUGUAAAAGUACUAAGAUGUGUAGUAGUAACUCGGUGUAAUAAAAAGUUUUUUGUCAUCUAAGUAUCUUUACAUUAUUUUUGAUUAAAGGAUGAAGAGAAAUUUACUUAUAUGCUACGCCUAAACCCAAACUACACAUUAUUGCCUGCUUUGCAGUCUGUGUCUGAAUGAUGAUGAUUACUGCAGCCAAAAUCUUAAUAUAUCCUGUAUAGAAACUAAAAAGUUAAGAUAACAGUGGAGUUAUCUUAGCAUUUUGAGGACCUAUUCUUUGUCAUUUAUUUUCGCAUCACCCUUAACAUACAGAUACAUUGAUAUUUGUUGUUUCGAAUGUAACGUUUAAGCUUUAUUAACCUAAUUCAUUAUAUCAAAACAUUACUAGACUACUGUGAACAAUGUGAAUUUUCUGGUUUUAGUUACUCUUAUACUGAUGAUGAAAACACAGGAAUAUUUUUUUUUUCAACUCUAUAUUUGUUGCUGUUGUCAUUAAUCUGUGAGUAGCUAAUGUAUUUAAAAAACACCACCCAUUACAUUCCUUAGAACCAGUGUUAUUUUUUAUAUAGCAAAAUUGUCAUUUUAAAUUAUAAGUUUUGCGUAUGACUUUAUCCAGUCAAGCUGUUUUAUUGUCAAAAAAAUAAAUCCUUGGAAAUUUAUUAUCUGUACAGUACAUCUGCGUUGUUUAAUAAUUGAUAAAGUAGAUGUUUUAAAAGUAUUAUAAUUUCAAGUACUAAUUAUAAUUGUAGUUUAAGUUGUAAGCGCCCGUACCGCUAAGCGAAUGUAAAUAUUUGAGCGGGCACUGGAGGCAACUAAUAGACUGGUUACAAUAAUUUGAAUCUCUAAAAGAGUUUUCAGUUCCGAUUUUGUUCGGACGCAUCAAUUACUUCGAUGUUUUGUACAUAGAUACAUUUAUUUUGAUACAUGUGUAAAUAGCUUCACCUAUGUAGAUAAAUCCUAAAAGUCUUCAAUACAUACAGAAAAAGGGGACUAUUUUCUUUUUUGAUGCCAUUGGUAUGAUUUGGUUUGUAAAUAUUUAAAAGAUGAUUUUUCCAGUCAAUUUUGCAUUUUUUGUGUAGUUUAUUUGUAAAAAGGUGAUGUGUACAUGUUAUUUUUAAUCCCCUAAAACUGUUUAAAGAAGCCAAAGUCUUCUGUUAUUAGAAAUAAGUUAAGGAUUGGAAUGUAUUGAAGAAAUAUGCUUAAAAAUGUUGUAUAUGUUUAGUAUGCAGAAUAAAAACUUAAUUCUUA
This is a messenger RNA of Pieris napi, 4467 nucleotides long. RefSeq names its product KAT8 regulatory NSL complex subunit 1 (gene nsl1). Gene Ontology annotation, molecular function: histone acetyltransferase binding. Lineage: Eukaryota; Metazoa; Arthropoda; Insecta; Lepidoptera; Pieridae. The record is from RefSeq and is a predicted model, not a curated record. Bases 489 to 2720 code for a protein of 743 amino acids. The transcript is spliced from 11 exons. Gene Ontology annotation, cellular component: NSL complex.